Thalassophryne amazonica is the source of this 1568-nucleotide messenger RNA. RefSeq lists its product as uncharacterized. Bases 193 to 1119 code for a protein of 308 amino acids. NCBI's taxonomy places the organism in Eukaryota, Metazoa, Chordata, Actinopteri, Batrachoidiformes, Batrachoididae. The transcript has 4 exons. The record is from RefSeq and is a predicted model, not a curated record.
AUCUGUUUUGUUGAAAUAAUUCUGGGUAGUUUUAGAGACGUUUUCCACGUCAAGCGUCACAAUUAUACGAAGCUAAAAAUUGUUUUGUGAGCCUACUGUUGAGCAUGUCAGUGUGGAGAUUAUCUGCAGGCUAGUUUAGCUAGUAGCCUCGCUGCUGUUCAAAAUAUAAACAGUGUAACUCAUUUAAAAAAAAUGUAUUUUCUGUACACAAUAGUAGCGGCUUUAGUUUUCUUUUUCAUUUUAAAAUGGUUAAAAAAGCGGCGUUUUUGCACUGAUGUUAAAAGACUUGAUGGCAAGACAGUUCUUAUUACAGGCGGAAAUUCUGGUAUUGGCAAGGAGACGGCUGUAGCCUUGGCAAUGAGAGGUGCCCGUGUCAUUAUUGCGUGCAGAGAUGCAGACAAGGCUGAGAAGGCUGUGAGAGAGAUCAAGGUCAGGAGUCACAGUCUUAAUGUUGUUUACAUGGAUCUGGAUCUGGCCAACCUGUGCUCCAUAAGAAACUUCUGUAAGACCUUCCUUCAGAAAGAAAAGAGGCUUGACAUAUUGAUCAACAAUGCAGCCAUGCCCAGUGUUCUGGACUGGACAGAUGACGGAUUCAGCAUGUGUUUUGGAGUCAAUCACUUGGGACAUUUCCUCCUAACGAACCUGCUUCUGCCAUGCCUGAAGGAAAGCGCCGCGAGCCGAGUGGUCACCCUCACAUGUUCCAGCUACAAAUACCAGAAACUGAAUUUCCAGGAUCUAAACUACAACCUGCUGCCUUUCUUCACCUACUGCCGCAGCAAACUAGCCAACAUUUACUUCAGCCAGGAGCUGGCUCGCGUCACUGAAGGGAAAGGAGUGACAUCAUACGCUGUGCAUCCUGGUUUUGUGCAAAGCGGUUGGACAUGUCACUACUCCCUGCUGUUCCGGAUGCUGAUGCAGGUGAUCAUGUGGAUGUUUUUUGUUCCAUGUGAGAUGGGGGCUCAGUGUGUUGUCUACUGUGCUGUGUCUGAUGAAGCCGCCAAACACAACGGGGGUUACUUUGUCGACUGUCGACCUGCUGCUCUGCGUCCUUUUGCAAGAGACCCCGGUGUAGCCAAGAAGCUGUGGGAAGCCAGUGAGAGACUGGUACAGCUGGCCUAAUGGCACAGAACAGUCGGGGACUCUGUUUUUGAAUGGAAAGAGGACAGCACCCAUAUAUUUCUUACAGUAUUUAAUACACUGAAAUUGUGGCAGGAACCCUUCCUCAGCAUGAACGCAAGUCAGGUACAAAAAUGAAGUUAUUAUUUUGGCCUUCCUGUAGCACUUGGAAUGCAACUAAACAGGAAAAACUAGUGAUUAUCAGAAUGAUUUAAAACCAUAUGAUCCAAUUAUCAGCGAUAGAUUAUCCCAAACCUACAGUUUAUGAAUGGUCAGUCAUUACACUGAGAAUUUUUGAUGCACUAGAAACUUAAGAAGACAGACUGUGUUCAGCGUGUUUGUAAGUAUUUCAGGCGUUUUCCACAAUUCUUCAUUAACAACAGUAAUGCCAGUUUCACGGUGCAUUAGGAAAGAAUUCACAGCGCUUCACUUUUUCCACAUUUUAUUAUGUU